GACACGAAAUAUGUCACUAGAAAAAUACCUGUAUUUUAAACAAAAUUUUCGCGCUUCAGUGCUAAAUCUGCUUAUAGCCUGGUCUAUUUUUAACUAGCCUUAUAUUUUGAGUUGUGCAACGACUAAUGAUGUUCUAACAGUGUUUCAAGUGCAAUAAUUACAAUUUUUUAAAAAGUGUGUGACGGAAUUGCAGUGUCUUGUUUUGGUGAAAGUAUUAUUAAAUUAUUUAAUAAAAAAACUUUGUUAAAUCCUUAAAAUAUGUGUGAAAACGCGAACAGCAGAGUUUUAAUAUCUAAAGAUAAAACUUUGCCAAGUAUAUCUCCUAAAAAUAAAAUGUGGAUUUAUUACGUUUGUAAAAAUUGAAUUAAUCCAUGAAAUACCCGUAGUGCGUCUAGAAAAUGACACAUUCAGACGCAAAUCUUGAUGUUCAAGUAUGCUAUCCAAAUGAAUCUCAAAUAAAAUAUAAUGAAAUUGAUGUCUUUGUGUCAAAAUACGACAUAAAUGUAGAAAUGGUAAAAUUCUUUUCGUUUCUUAAUGUCGCAAUUCCCUUAGUGGUACUGUGGUAUUUUAUCAAUUAUAAAGGAAAGGCCCAAAAGAAAAAAAUCCAUAGAGUUGAGAUUGAACCUCUUCAAAUUAAGGAAGAAAGUUUGCCGAAACAGGUGUUAUGGAAACCCUCAGGAAGAUGUCAAUCGUUGUAUACGAUGAAACUCUCGCCUUCGAAAGACACAAGUCUUUUAGAUUUAGAUGAUAUACAAAAAAUUCGAUAUAUAGAAAAUCGGGAAAGUCAAGAGGACGAAAAAGACUAUAAUACUGGUGGGUAUAUGCCUAUCAAUAUUGGAGAUAUUCUUAAAGGACAAUACAAAGUUUGUAGAAAACUUGGAUGGGGACAUUUUUCUACAGUUUGGUUGUGUCAGAAUUUAUUAAAUGAUGGGCCUACUUAUGUUGCCCUGAAGAUUUGUAAGAGCGCGCAAAUGUUCACCGUAGUGGCUCAAGAUGAAAUAAAGUUACUUAGAGACACGAAACUGAUAGACCCCAGUCACCUUGGCUAUAAGCAUAUUGUUCAAAUGGUAGAUACUUUUAAGUUAUUGAGCAUCAAUGGAGUACACACUGCCAUUUCCAUGGAAAUAAUGGGGCCCUCACUAUUACACUUACUUGUACAGUCUGACUUUAGAGGAAUUCAUUUAUGUGGAGUCAAACGAAUUAUUACUCAGGUUUUAAAAGGAUUAACUUACCUUCAUGAAGCAUGUCGCAUAAUUCAUACUGAUAUUAAACCAGAAAAUAUAUUGAUAAAAGUUGAUGAAAACUACAUCAAAAGCAUAAUAGGAAAAACAGAAAAGUUCACUGAACUAGGAAUUGAUAUGCCACGGUCUUAUGUUGCAGCAGAUUGCUGGAUAGAUAGAGAAAGAAGUUUACGAGACUCCGAUGAAAAUAUCCUGUCUAAAUUUGAGGAACAGAGAGGACAAUCGUACCCUUAUGAUAAAUUUUUAGGAGAAUUACCUGAUUUUAGAAGACGGCAUGGAGAACCACGCUUAAAUGCACCGAUGUGGGUUAGUCCUAACAUCGAAAUUAAAAUUGCUGAUUUAGGAAAUGCUUGUUGGGAGGAGCAUCAUUUUUCAUCUGAGAUACAGACUCGACAGUAUAGAGCCUUAGAAGUGAUAUUAGGAGCUGGUUACAGUUUUCCGGCUGACAUUUGGUCAGUAGGUUGCAUGGGAUUUGAGAUGGCUACAGGAGAAAUGUUAUUUAGUCCGAAAGGCGACCGAGAACCUUCUGCAAAUCUGGACCAUUUGUGUCUAAUUUGGGAGACGUUAGGUAGUAUACCGCAAUAUAUAACUGAAAAUGGUACACACGCACGUCAGUACUUUACAAAUGAUUUUGCUUUGAAGAGUCGGGGGAAUCGUUUUUUGAAUGGUAGGUAUAACUAUAUAAUGGUAUAAGUAUAGAAGCUAUACCAUCAUACCUCAGUAUAGGAAUGCAUAGCAGAUAUUAAUCACAUUAAUUAAGUACAUGUAGAUUUAGACAAUCCUUUGACUGUAUUGGAAGAAAUAAAUUAUUUAUUGAAAUGAAAAAUCGAGAUACCUAUAUCAGCAAAGUUAAUUAGAUUAACAAAAAUGACGAUGGAUAGUGACUACUAAUCAGCGAAUACUAUUGAAGGAGCAGUGCGAAGUGAAGGAGGGAAUAGUAGCAGACAACAAAACAAACUGGAGAUAUCGUAGGGUAAUGAACGAUAAGAACUUAUCCAGAAAUACAAAACUGAAAAUAUACAGAGGUGCUAUCAGACCAGUAGUUAUUUACGCAUCUGAGACAAUGUGAAUCGCGGAAAAAGAUGAAGAAAAAUUGAGGUUAUUCGAAAGGAAACUCCUCAGACGAAUUAUGGGCCCGAUAAGAAUGGACAACGGAGAAAUGAGAAGAAGAAUGAACCAUGAACUAAGAGACAUAAUGAAGGGAGAAGAUAUAGUUUGAUUUAUUAAAGCGCAGAGACUGAGAUGGCUGGGACACACAGAGAGAAGGAAAAACGAUCUACUGAUUAAGAAGGUCACCAGAUGGACACCAGAAACUGAAAGACCAAGGGGAAGACCCAGAUAGAGAUGGGAAGACCAGGUCAUGAGAGAUAUCAAAAUUCUGGAAGUGAGAAACUGGAGGGAACUAUGACAUAUUGAAAUGAGUGGAAGAAAAUUAUAACGAAAGCCAAGUCAUACAACAAACUUUGACACCACUCAAGUGAAAUGUGGAGUGAUUCACCGCAAUAAGCGAAUCAGAGAGCUCUAAAGUAAGAGCGGCAAACAUUCCAUCCGGAAUGAAAAGCCCUGAUGAUGAUGAUGAUCAUGAAUU
Molecule: messenger RNA, 2829 nt
Organism: Diabrotica virgifera virgifera (western corn rootworm)
Lineage: Eukaryota; Metazoa; Arthropoda; Insecta; Coleoptera; Chrysomelidae
Product: SRSF protein kinase 2-like
Exons: 7
Coding region: 399-1934 (511 amino acids)
Biological process (GO): spliceosomal complex assembly; protein phosphorylation; regulation of mRNA processing
Molecular function (GO): ATP binding; protein kinase activity
Source: RefSeq, a predicted model, not a curated record